UACAAGGGAAAAUGCGAGCAACAAACUACAGCAGAACCAUACUGUCCACGGCAGUGCGGCGGUCCAAGAGCAAAACAUCAUGACUUUCUACAGAAACGGUGUGUGGCUCGUUAAAGGACUUAAGGAAUAUACCAAAGCUGGUUACGAGGCUGCUGCAAAACAUUUUGUUCCUGGAGAUUUGGAUGUGAAUUUAAAAGGGAAAUCCUUUAUGAUCACUGGUGCCAACAGCGGGAUUGGAAAAGCUGCAGCAAAUGAGAUAGCAAAAAGAGGUGGUACAGUUCAUCUUGUCUGCAGAAAUAAAGACAGGGCUGAAGAAGCGAAGAGGGAAAUCAUAGCGCAAAGUAACAAUGAGAAUGUUCACGUGCAUAUUCUGGAUAUGUCGAGUCCACGUCAAAUCUGGGAAUUUGCUGAAAACUUCAAGAAGGAAAAUAAUUUAAAUGUUUUGAUUAACAAUGCAGGGUGCAUGGUCAACCAAAGAGAGCUGACAGAGGAUGGACUGGAGAAGAAUUUCGCCACAAACACUUUAGGGACCUACAUUCUAACCACUGCUCUCAUACCAGCCUUGAAAAGCGCAGAUGCCCCCAGAGUGAUUACAGUGUCCUCGGGAGGCAUGCUGGUCCAGAAGUUAAACAUUGCUGACCUACAGUUUGAAAAAGGGCAGUUUGACGGAACAAUGGCGUAUGCUCAGAACAAAAGACAACAAGUGAUCCUGACAGAACAAUGGUCAAAGCAGCACAAAGACAUUCACUUCUCUUCAAUGCACCCAGGCUGGGCAGAUACACCAGCUGUGCGGUUAUCGAUGCCUGACUUCUACGAGAAGAUGAAGAAUAAGCUGCGUUCAGAGACUCAGGGUGCAGACACUGUGGUGUGGCUCGCGGUCUCUCCUUCAGCUGCCACACAAGCAAGCGGGCAGUUCUAUCAGGAUCGCAAGCCAGUCUCUGCACACUUACCCUUGGCCUCUACCAGAUCUUCAGCUGGGGAUGAACAGAAACUGCUGACAGUGUUGGAACAGCUUGCCGAAAAGUUUAACCCUAAAACUGCUCAAUCAUCUGAUUAAUAGUCACACUCUGAAAUUAUUAAUACUGUAUAUUUAAAAAUAUAUAUAUACAUUUUUAAACAAAUGUGUUUUUGGUAAACUUGUAUUGCUUUUAUAUUAUUAAUUUUUUAUAUAGAAAUUUAAUAAACCUUUGUAAAGCUUUUGAUGAUUACAGCGACUGGAACAUAAAUGGUACACUUUAAAAUAAAGCUAAAAUAAAAUAAAAUAAAA
Molecule: messenger RNA, 1267 nt
Organism: Polyodon spathula (Mississippi paddlefish)
Lineage: Eukaryota; Metazoa; Chordata; Actinopteri; Acipenseriformes; Polyodontidae
Gene: dhrs12
Product: dehydrogenase/reductase (SDR family) member 12
Exons: 10
Coding region: 80-1057 (325 amino acids)
Source: RefSeq, a predicted model, not a curated record